Molecule: messenger RNA, 1555 nt
Organism: Punica granatum (pomegranate)
Lineage: Eukaryota; Viridiplantae; Streptophyta; Magnoliopsida; Myrtales; Lythraceae
Source: RefSeq, a predicted model, not a curated record
CCUGCCUGGACAGAUCGCCGAGCUCCCCGGAACCGAAGCUCCUGCUUCCAAUGGUAAUCUCACCAUCGCAGGACUUGCCGGGCAGCUUGACGCACGAAAAUGGCGGACCGUUACUUUCCGAACAAACUGCCGAUCGUCGCGGAACCGGCAGCUGAAGAAGCUGCAGCAGCAGCAGCAGCCGCAGCCUCAGCCGCAGCCGCCGGAGGUGGCGGAGACUCGCUCUCUCAGCUACUGCAUCUCCCUUACAAGACUCUGUCGGAGAGGCUGAAAGCAGUGGCGUUGGAUCUCAAAGACACGGUGGUGAGGCAGACGUGGGGGGUGAGUGGCAGAAGGUUGCAGGACUAUAGUCUGUACACCGGCGCCCUCGGGACGGCUUAUCUCGUCUUCAAAGCUUAUGAGAUUACCCGUAAUGAGAAUGAUCUCAAGCUGUGCUCAGAAAUAGUCAGAGCUUGUGAUUCUGCUUCUCGUAGCAGCAGGCGAGUGACAUUCAUAUGUGGUCAGGCUGGAGUUUUUGCUCUUGGCGCUGUUGUGGCAAAGCAUGCUGGAGAUGACCGGCUGCUCAAUCACUACUUGACCCAAUUCAGAGAGAUACGACUUCCCAGAGACUUGCCGAAUGAGCUUCUGUAUGGGCGGGCUGGCUUCUUGUGGGCUUGCUCAUUCUUAAACAAGCAUAUCGGUAAAGAUACAAUAUCAACAGCUCACAUGAGACCUGUUGUCAAUGAUAUAAUAAAGAUGGGGAGACAACUGGCCAAGAACGAGAAAUGCCCGUUGAUGUAUGAAUGGCAUGGGAAGAAGUAUUGGGGCGCAGCCCAUGGGUUGGCAGGGAUUAUGCAUAUCUUGAUGCACAUGGAACUGAAACCUGACGAGGUGGAGGAUGUCAAGGGUACACUCAGGUACAUGGUAAAGAAUCGUUUUCCAAGUGGUAAUUAUCCCUCCAGUGAAGGAAGCGAGAACGAUCGUCUUGUUCACUGGUGCCAUGGUGCUCCAGGGGUUGCACUUACACUCGUAAAAGCUGCUGAGGUUUUCGGGAGCAAGGAGUUUUUGCAAGCUGCUAUGGAGGCAGGAGAGGUGGUGUGGAAUCGAGGCCUCCUCAAGCGGGUCGGGAUCUGCCAUGGUAUCAGUGGAAACACCUAUGUGUUCCACUCCCUGUAUCGGCUGACAGGCAAUGCAGAGUAUUUGUAUCGUGCCAAAGCUUUCGCCUGCUUCCUUCAUGACAGAGCCCUGGGGCUCAUAUCAGAGGGGAAGAUGCAUGGAGGAGAUCGACCUUAUUCUAUGUUCGAAGGCAUUGGGGGAAUGGCUUUCCUCUUUAUGGAUAUGAUUGACCCAUCCAAGGCUAGGUUCCCAGGCUAUGAAAUCUGAUCAGGUUGUGACCGAUGCUCUUGAGGCAUAAUUUACUUUAGAGUGGAUAUAAUGUACAGUAGUUCGACCGAAAUGUGGGUGUGUCUAGUGACUUAGAUGAACGAAAGCGAGAUGUUUCCAAUCUCCAACGUUUGAUAAAAUCCAAUAAGAAUGUGUUUGACAUGGAAAAGCAGGAACAUUUGAAACUGAAUGGCCA